Molecule: messenger RNA, 880 nt
Organism: Teleopsis dalmanni
Lineage: Eukaryota; Metazoa; Arthropoda; Insecta; Diptera; Diopsidae
Gene: pinta
Product: retinol-binding protein pinta
Exons: 4
Coding region: 52-864 (270 amino acids)
Cellular component (GO): membrane
Molecular function (GO): phosphatidylinositol bisphosphate binding
Source: RefSeq, a predicted model, not a curated record
AAUAAAUCAAAAAAAGUUAUUUUUUAAGAAAUAACAAAUUUUGUGGUAAAAAUGCAACCUAAUAUAAAAAUAGGUGCGAUCAGCUCCGAUCCUGAGAAAGUGUGUAUACAACUACAACAUCUUCGGAGAUGGUUAGAUGAAAAUCCUCAAAUUAACGCUCGUAGAGAUGCUGAAACUUUGUUGUUUUUUCUACGAAACUGCAAAUAUGAUUUGGAACGUACCAAAAAGAAGAUCAAAAGUUUUUACCAAAUGCGGGCUGAACGUGUAGAAUGGUUUGCAAAUCGAAAUCCAUUAUUACCGGAAUUACAAGAUCUAUUACGGUUAGGUGUGUUUCUUCCCGUGGACGGAGUUGAUGCAGAAAACCGCAAAGUAGUGAUAAUAAGAACGGCGGCACAUGAUCCUAAAUUACAUACACAGAACAAUGUAUUUAAGACUAGUAAAAUGAUACUUGAUUUAUUGCUGAAAUUUGAACCAGAAAAUUGUGCAAAAGGUAUAGUGGCCAUAUUUGAUAUGCAGGGUGUACAGCUGGGUCAUGCUCUACAACUAAACCCAAAACUCAUUAAACGAUCUGUUGAAAGUUGGCAAGCAUAUCCAUGUCAACCGAAACUGUUGGAAUUUAUCAAUACACCAACUCAUGUCAAUUUAAUAUUAAAUACUUUUCGUGUUUUUAUGUCGUCAAAGAUGCGUUCCCGUGUCGUUGUACAGAAACGUAAUUGUUCAGUUAAAUGCAAUAAUCUUCCAGUUGAUAUAGGUGGUACUGGACCAAGUUACCAAGAGUUGGCAAUGAAGUGGAAGCAAUUAGUGGAGCAAAAUGCUGAUUUCUAUGUUGAAUAUGAUAAAUAUAAAAGUAUAUUAAACACUUAAAGUUGAUCAAAAUCUA